AUAUGUUUAUAUUUCAAUCUUCUAUAUAUAACUUUCCUUUUAAAGAAACAUUUUAUUUUCCACUUUUAUGGGAAAAACUAAUAUAAACUUGCAAUAAUAUCUUCUUCAUUGAAACAUCCAACAAAAUGUCUAAGAAAUGGGUUAUUUCCCUUCUCAUAUUUCUGAUAUUUUUCAAUGAUAUAUCAUAUGUUUCAGCAUCUCCUCCUGCAAGAAUAGUAGCUGGUAUAGUCACUAAUGUGGUGUCUACUGUCUUCAAAUGGCUUUGGUCUCUAAGAACUCCAGUCAUUAAGCCAGAGAAAGCUGUUGCGAGUCGUUCAUUGAUGAAAUUCGAGGCUGGAUAUACAGUUGAGACGGUUUUCGAUGGAAGUAAGGUUGGGAUUGAGCCGUAUUCUGUUCAGGCAUCCCCAACAGGAGAGCUUCUAAUGUUGGAUUCUGUCAACAAUAAUCUUUACAAGAUUUCAACACCAUUGUCUCGAUAUAGCAGGCCAAAAAUUAUUGCAGGAUCACCCGAAGGCUACACUGGGCACGUAGAUGGGAAACUAAGAGAUGCGAGAAUGUAUGGCCCCAAAGGUCUAACAGUCGAUGAUAGCGGAAACAUCUACAUUGCUGACACCAUGAAUAUGGCCAUCAGGAAAAUCACUGAUGCAGGAAUUACUACAAUAGCAGGAGGGAAAUGGAGCCAUGGAGGAAGUCAUAUGGAUGGAGCUAGCGAAGAUGCAAAGUUUUCUGAUGAUUUUGACCUAGUGUAUGUACGAAGUAGCUGCUCACUCCUAGUCACAGAUAGAGGAAACCAAGCGAUUCGUGAAAUACAACUCCAUGAGGCUGAUUGUUCUUAUGAGCAGCCACCAAUUCAACACGAUCAGCAGACCGAGGAAAACUUAUAUUUCGGUGUAGUAGUCCUUGUUGCAGCUAUGUUCUUUGGGUAUAUGUUGGCAUUGCUCAAGCAGAGAGUGCAAGCCUUAUUUUCAACCAAGAGACCAGAUCCAAGAAUGCAAAUAAACAGUCACGCUAUUGCAGCACCGUAUCAGAGACCUCCAAAAUCAGUGAGGCCACCACUAAUACCCCCGGAAGAUGAAUAUGGUGAAGAGGAAGAAGGCUUAUUAUUCUCGUUUGGAAGGCUUAUAAUCAAUGCCAGUUCCUCAGUGGCUGAAGUGUUUGCAGGGUUAUUAUUUUCGGGUUUCAGAAAGAGGAAAACACGCCAUCAUGAUCAUCUGAGACACUUCCAGCAACUAAACAGGCAUCCAGAUCAUUCAUGGCCUAUGCAAACUAGUUAUGGAGAUGAGCCACCGGGACUAGAAAAUGUAGAAACUAGGACUUCUAUUAUGAGAAAACCAUACCCCCAACAGCAAUUAAGACAAGGCCAAGGUUAUUAUGAAGGACGAGAUGCUGAUUUUCAUCAGCGUCAAGGGAUGAUUUCUCAACAACAGGAGGAACAGCAGGAGCAGGAACAGCAGCAGAAGCCGCAACAGAGGAAUGUUAAGUUGAAUACAAAAGCAGCUGGUGAGAAGGGCUCUGACAAGAGUGAGAUAGUAUUUGGAGCAGUUCAAGAACAGGAUGGAAGGCGUGAAGCAAUGGUGAUAAAAGCUGUUGAUUAUAGUGACCCUGUUUAUAAUCACCAAAAUGUACGGCCUCGGUUGAAUUACAUGGGUUACUCAUCAUAUAGCUAUUCCUGAUCUUAAACAAGUUACAAUUUAUACUAUAUGAUUUUACAAAAUUAGGAGAAAAGUUUUGGUGCACUUCUCGGUACAGCUAUGAGAAGAUCAUAUAUUACGUAGUAUAGUACUGUUGUGUGUUGUCUAAGUUUUGUAUGGAGAAAGAUUACAAGCUUUAUGAGCAGAAGACUCUUUUCAGUAUAAACUUGCUACAUCAACUCUUCUAUUAUCUUUAGUGCCCAUGUAUGCAACUUGAUAUAUCUGACAUGAGUGUGGACGAUGAUACAAAUUACAGUACAUAUAAUACAUAUUUUUAGAAAUUAAGGAGUAAGGUUUUGAUGUUCUUGUCAUAGCUAAUACAAGGUCAAGUAGUGUAUUCUACAAAUUGGACUUGAGAUAAGAUGUGUAGACAGAACUCCACGCACUUGUAUCCAAUCAUGUCCACAUUUACGAAUCAAGGUGAGACUAACAUUAGGAUAAGUUCCACUACCCAACAUACAUACCAGUGUCUGAGUAAACAUUAAGGGCAUGCUUAGUAAGAGUGUUUUUUUGGUUCUAAAACAGAUUCAGUUGAACCAUUAUUUUUUUUUAAAGAUCCGUUAAACCAUUAUUGUUACCAAGUAUUUGGUUAGAAAUUUUGGAUAAGAAAUACCAUUUCCUAAAGGUAAUAGUUUCCACCUAUUUGUUACCUCUCUAAAAUCUAAAGUAACAAUUACCCUUACCUUCCUCAAACAAAAAGAAAGGGAGUUAGGUUUACGUUUUUUUCAUGGUUAAAUCAAACAAAUGAAAAGGUAAGGGGUUAAAUAAUUCCUUUCCCCCUAUGUUCCUUUUCACCCCAUUUCCAAUAUUGAUACCAAACACGUCCCAAGUAUAAAUGAAACAAUUAGAGUAUUAUAAAUCAAAAUGCGAGACCUUGAUAAAGAGAAGGCCCAG
This is a messenger RNA of Chenopodium quinoa (quinoa), 2585 nucleotides long. RefSeq lists its product as uncharacterized. Bases 126 to 1673 code for a protein of 515 amino acids. The transcript is spliced from 7 exons. NCBI's taxonomy places the organism in Eukaryota, Viridiplantae, Streptophyta, Magnoliopsida, Caryophyllales, Amaranthaceae. The record is from RefSeq and is a predicted model, not a curated record. Gene Ontology annotation, molecular function: protein binding.